Molecule: messenger RNA, 1267 nt
Organism: Sander lucioperca (pikeperch)
Lineage: Eukaryota; Metazoa; Chordata; Actinopteri; Perciformes; Percidae
Gene: hpgd
Product: 15-hydroxyprostaglandin dehydrogenase
Exons: 7
Coding region: 224-1009 (261 amino acids)
Cellular component (GO): cytoplasm
Molecular function (GO): oxidoreductase activity, acting on the CH-OH group of donors, NAD or NADP as acceptor
Source: RefSeq, a predicted model, not a curated record
GAGGGAAAACAGUGCAGCUAUAAGAAAGAAAACACACACAAGGGUGAGAAAGCCUUCUACAGAGACAGCAGAUAAACACACCAGAAGAAGGACAGUAAAGGCUUAGAGAAGAAACGUCAGUUAGACACAGAAAGAAGAGCGAUAAAGGGAAGAAGAGAGAGAAAACCGAAGGGAAGGUAAAGUGUGAGAGACAGAAGGAGGAAGACGUUUUGCUGCUGGGAUCAUGUCUCUGAAUGGGAAGGUGGCUCUGGUGACCGGGGGGGCUCAGGGCAUCGGCAGAGCGGUGGUCCACUCCCUGUUGCAGAGCGCUGCCAAGGUGGUCAUGGUCGACCUGAACAAGAUAUGUGGUGAAGAGAGCAAGGCACAGCUGGACGCCGAGUUUGGAGAGGGCAACUGCAACUUUAUUCCAUGUGACGUGUCCAAUGAAGACGCGCUGCGAGAUGCAUUCCAGAGCACUGUAGACCAGUUUGGUCAUCUGGACAUUGUUAUCAACAACGCCGGCAUCAAUAAUGAAAAGAACUGGCAGAAGACCAUACAAGUCAACCUGACCUCUGUGAUUAAAGGGACCUACUUAGCACUGGAACACAUGAGUAAAGAGUACGGCAAGGAAGGAGGCACCAUUAUCAAUGUAUCCUCUAUGGCAGCCUUCCUGCAUUCUCCUCAUCAACCUGUCUACACCGCUACUAAACAUGGAGUCAUUGGCUUCACUAGAGCUAUGGCGGACGCGUCCUCUCUGGGCCAGUACGGCGUUCGGAUCAACGUCCUAUGUCCCGCCUUCGUCGACACUCCUUUGCUGCACUCAGUGGAACAUGAGGACAACAUGGGCAAGUUUGUCAAGUUCAAGGAUGAUUUCAAACUCAGCAUGAGCAAGUUUGGAGUUUUACAGCCAUCACUGAUAGCGGAGGGAAUGAUGAGGAUGAUUAUUGACACCAGUCUGAAUGGAGCGGUGAUGAAGAUCACAAGCUCCAAGGGAAUCCACUUCCACACCUAUGAACCCAUGUCUGCUUGAGCCUUGAUAUACUGGACUCCGCGCUGCUGCUGAGGAGAAUACAGUGCCUUAAACUGUCUGAAUGCAACACACCAGAAACUGGUUCAGGACACCGGGCUGCUUCUAGACUCAAUAUCCGAACUGCUUCAGAGCAUCAUUUUGAUUCUACAGGAAAAAACUGACCUGAACAAUGCCUGAUCAUGUAUAUAGGCCUAAAGGUGUCCAACACAUGAAUGCUAUCCAAAUAAUAGUAAUAUGCUGUCUGUCUGAUUUUAAUAA